AUGGCGACAAACGACUCUUCUUCCCAACCAGGGAAGGACGAGGGAAAUCAGCCGCUGGCGGCAGCGUCCGAAGCAGUUGCGAUCGCGACGCCGAAGGCACCAAAGCCCGAGGCAGCCGGGGGUACUGGUGCUAGUGCUAGUAUGAUAUGGGAUUGCUUGAAGGACGGGUGUUUCAAAGCUCUAGUGAUAUUCAACGAUGCGAAGUCCUGGUAUGCCAAGAACAAUGUAACAGGAAUUGUUUUCAACCAAAAGUUGGUGCUUGCGAGUGCUACUUUCUACCACAUGGGAGGUUUUCGCGACAUUGAGGCCGCCCUCAAAACUUUGGACGAUGAUCCCCAAAUCCUUCGGAUGACACAGGAAGGGUCUCCGCUGCAUGCAGAAGCCGGGCUGGUGGGGCAGCAGAAAAUUCGGAAAGAUCUGUUCAGCGAAGCUAACCCACGGCAGUUGGUCGUACCUUCUCGUACGAUCAGACGUGGCUGGAAACCUCCUCUUGGAAUCACAGCUGGCGUGUUCGCCACAGUUUCUGGCAUGAUUACGAGCAACGUGAGAUACAAUGCACAGGCCCUCACCAUUGAUGAACUCAUGGAACAUCUGCGGAUGAUCACCUCUGCAGAGGGUUCGGCUUUGAGGGUUGAAACAACUGAUGAGGACCAACAACCAUCACAGCUUCCCCGUCGUGGCCAGAUGGAUGAUAAUGCAACCCCAAAAUCGAAUUCGAAACGAAAACGUGAAGGCAGUACAAGUGGUGAUGGUGACCAAAAGCCUCCUGCCCGCGGCAGAUCCUCACCCCAGGAAUUGUUUUCAGCUGGCUCUCAGAAUGAUGAGCCCAAUCUUGCAAGCAGCAAAUCUACCAAGGAAUAUGGGGAUGGCCUUGUGUCUUGGGACAAAAGUGACGAGUCUGACGACGAUUCCGACAAUGAUGAUUCUUACGACGAGGAUGCUGAUGGUGAGAAAGAGCUUCACCAAUUCGACCAACAGAUCGGUGGGGCUGAGUAUGAAACCAUGCUGUCCAAUGCCUCAUGGACCAAAGCGACAGUUCAGGUUCAGUAUUGCGACAAGGACAAGAAGGAGCGUGCGUCGUUUACCUCAUCGGAAGUUGUUUUUGUGGAGCUGACCUUCACCAAUCCAGUGAGCAACCAGGAGGACAUCUAUAUUGAAAUCUAUCGGCGACGAUUCGGACGGGCGGGCAUUGGCAUGUUCAUUGAUGGACAAACGAAGUGA
Messenger RNA from Seminavis robusta, 1221 nucleotides. The record is from the annotation of a GenBank genome assembly. Lineage: Eukaryota; Bacillariophyta; Bacillariophyceae; Naviculales; Naviculaceae.